Paraglomus brasilianum is the source of this 1768-nucleotide messenger RNA. Lineage: Eukaryota; Fungi; Glomeromycota; Glomeromycetes; Paraglomerales; Paraglomeraceae. The record is from the annotation of a GenBank genome assembly.
GCCACAUCUUAGGCGAUAUGCUUCAUCUACAAAGCCGACUAGUACGUCGACAAUAGGUGACGAGACAAGACGACGAAUACAGGCAAAAAUAACCGCAAUAGAGAAAGAACGACCGUUCAGCAACUUUCUGACCGACAAAUUCAAUAGACAGCACACUUAUCUACGCAUUUCAGUGACCGAACGAUGUAACUUGAGGUGCACAUAUUGUAUGCCAGCAGAGGGCGUUGAUCUAACUCCUUCCGACAAAUUACUCUCUUCCGACGAGAUUAUUCGAAUAGCACGAUUAUUUGUUUCUCAGGGCGUCACAAAGAUACGCUUAACUGGAGGGGAGCCAACUAUACGCAAAGACAUUGUUGAUCUAGUCGGAGAACUCAAUAAGCUCAAACCGCUUGGUCUACAAACCAUUGCAAUGACGUCUAAUGGCAUUGCUUUACGAAAAAAAUUGCCUCAACUUGUCGAAAAUGGAUUAAAUCUGUUAAAUAUCAGCUUAGACACACUUGAUCCAUUUAAAUUUGAAUUAAUUACUCGCCGUAAAGGCUUGGAUCAAGUCAUCAGGACAAUCGACCAGGCAAUUGCACUUGGUCUACGCCCGGUGAAGGUCAAUUGUGUCGUAAUGCGUGGAAUAAACGAUAAGGAGGUCGCGGAUUUUGUUGAAUUCACACGCGAUCGGUCUGUCGACGUCAGAUUCAUAGAAUAUAUGCCUUUUGACGGAAACAAAUGGAGCGAAACCAAAUUAGUCCCAUAUAACACCCUUAUCGCCUUGAUCCGUUCCCGCUAUCCGUCAAUAUCAAAAGUCUCGGAUGACGCACAUGAUACUUCCAAAGCCUAUUACGUUCCUGGCUUUGCAGGUCGAAUAGGUUUCAUCACUUCGAUGUCCGAUCACUUCUGCGGCACAUGUAACAGACUACGUAUCACUGCUGAUGGUAAUUUAAAAGUGUGCCUCUUUGGAAAUGCCGAAAUAAGCCUGCGUGAUUUGAUGCGACAAAAUGUAUCCGAGAAGCAACUGUUAGAAAUCAUUGAAAUCGCAGUCAAAAACAAGAAGAAACAGCACGCAGCUUCACCUAGUCAUCAACCACGUUACUUUCAUCUACACUCUCAGCCGUCCAAAUAUCCAUUAUUUUCUCCAUUGACCUUUAUUUAUUUGUCUCCUUUGUACCGGACUCUUUCUUCCCCUAUUUUAACAUCACUUGUUCCGCGUAACACCUAUUCAACAAGAAAUUCUUUCUCGUCUCCUUUAUCUCAAUCCUCAUCCUCUGAUCAAUCCGACCAAUCCGAUCAAUCCCCUUCCCUUUCUCACAUUGACUCCAAGACAUCGGAACCAAGAAUGGUAUCUGUCUCUGCAAAAGCCAAGACGCAUCGCACAGCAAUUGCCCGAGGCCGUAUUGUUCUCCCUGAUGCAAUAUUCACGCUUCUUCGCUCGCAUUCUUUCUCCAAAGGUGAUGUCCUAACUGUAUCUCGCCUGUCUGGCAUCAAUGCUGCCAAACAAACGGGAUAUCUCAUUCCAUUAUGUCAUCCGUUGAAUUUGGAUCAUGUGCAUGUGGAUUUGAGAUUGAACGAAGAGACGAAUGCCGUUGAAAUAGAAGCAAAAGUUGAAUGCGAAGGAAAAACAGGCGUUGAAAUGGAAGCAUUAACCGCCGUUAGUUUGGCUGCAUUGACUGUGUUUGAUAUGUGUAAAAGUGCGGGAAAGGGUAUGGUUAUUGAGGAGAUUAGGUUGAUCGAAAAGAGCGGUGGGAAAAGCGGUUAUUGGAGAGCGGAAGAAGAGAAUUGA